This is a messenger RNA of Dinoponera quadriceps, 984 nucleotides long. RefSeq names its product vacuolar protein-sorting-associated protein 25 (gene Vps25). The transcript has 4 exons. Gene Ontology annotation, cellular component: ESCRT II complex. Bases 353 to 880 code for a protein of 175 amino acids. The record is from RefSeq and is a predicted model, not a curated record. Lineage: Eukaryota; Metazoa; Arthropoda; Insecta; Hymenoptera; Formicidae. Gene Ontology annotation, biological process: protein transport to vacuole involved in ubiquitin-dependent protein catabolic process via the multivesicular body sorting pathway. Gene Ontology annotation, molecular function: structural molecule activity; protein homodimerization activity.
AAGUAAUAUGACUCAAGGGCUGGUCAGACGUACUUUCCAUUGUAAUAAACAUAGGCGAAAUUCAACAGGAUGCCACUUUUGCAAUAAUGUGUACACCCUCUAUGCGUUAUAUUUUUACAACUUUUCAAACUAACGAAAGAGAGAUGAUAAAUUUUUUUCAGAAAUAAAGGCAUAAUGAAAAAUUGAUCAAUUACCCAGUGACUUCUCAUCAUAAUACAUUCUCUAACGUUUUAUCUUUAAGUGUUAGACAUCUCAAUCUUGAAACACGUCAAAUGACAAUUAUAUUAUUCAUCCCGAAGGAGUAUCGCCGCCGAGUCGCACGUUAUCCCAGUGACUGGUGCGCGUCGUAACAAUGGCAGAAAUUGAUUGGCCUUGGCAAUACAGUUUUCCGCCGUUCUUCACACUUCAGCUUCACGCGGAUACCAGAUCCAAGCAAAUCGCAGCUUGGAGGAGUCUGGUGCUCGAAUAUUAUCGUACCACGAAGCAAGCUGUCGUGGACGUGCGAGAAGUACACACGAAUCCUUUGUUCAAUAACACUGCCAUAAAUCGAAAACUACCAUCGGAUACUGUCUUAUUGAUACUGGAAGAAUUACGAAAAUCAGGCAACGCGACUCCGUUGGACAAGACCAGACAAAGAUGGUUGGUGUAUUGGCACACCCUGGAGGAAUGGGGUGACAUAAUAUAUAACUGGGCACAGGAGAAUGGUUUUGUCGGGUCAGUGUGCACAUUGUUCGAAUUAACACAAGGGGAGGAUACCUCUGAGCAAGAGUUUCAUGGUAUCGACAAUGAAGUACUAAUCAGAUCACUCAGGACAUUGGAAGCUGCGAAAAAAGCUGAGCUCAUCUUAUUCGAUGAUAAUCAAGGCGUGAAAUUUUUCUAGUCCUUGUAAAAUGCACGAUGUAAUGUCACUCCUCUUAUUCCAAAUAUUGUAUAAUUUUUUGUGAAUUAAUCAAUUGUCUUUGUGAUUAAAAAAUGCAAAAUCAA